Molecule: messenger RNA, 1357 nt
Organism: Oenanthe melanoleuca
Lineage: Eukaryota; Metazoa; Chordata; Aves; Passeriformes; Muscicapidae
Gene: MSANTD1
Product: Myb/SANT DNA binding domain containing 1
Exons: 3
Coding region: 160-939 (259 amino acids)
Biological process (GO): positive regulation of DNA-templated transcription
Cellular component (GO): nuclear body
Source: RefSeq, a predicted model, not a curated record
UGCACUCAAGCUUCAAGCUGUUGCAAAAAGGUUUCAUAUGUUCUGUUGUCAUUCAAAUUCUUUAUCCACAUAUGCAUGUCUUGCACUACAAAAAACCUAAACUAAAAACUCAAUCUAUAUUAAGUGUCCUCUUUUAAAACCCUUUUAGGUCAGUCAGCAAUGGCUGCAGCAGAAAUUCCCAGUUACAUUGUCUCUUCUCAGACUGAGAAACACAGGAGGGCCAGAAACUGGACUGAUGCAGAAAUGAGAGGUUUAAUGCUGGUUUGGGAAGAAUUUUUUGAUGAGCUGAAACAAACUAAAAGGAAUGCCAAAGUUUAUGAGAAAAUGGCUAACAAACUCUUUGAAAUGACUGGAGAAAUUCGCCACGGAGAGGAAAUAAAGAUAAAAAUUACAAAUAUGACAUUCCAGUACAGGAAAUUAAAAUGCAUGACUGACAGUGAAACUGUGGCACCUGACUGGCCUUACUACAAAACCAUUGAUAGGAUCUUAUCCAAAGUGACAGACCACAGUGAUGUGAAAAUGCACGAAAAUCAGCAACCAGGUCCUUCUACAUCACAGACAGAGGCCUCACAGUCUCCAUCAGCUAAGUCUACACCUCUGUAUUUGCCAUAUAACCAGUUUACAUAUGAAGGAAGGGAAGAAUGCUUUGAAGAUGAACAUUCAGAGAGCUCAUCAAGCUUGCUUUCUUACAAGCUGAGAGCUGAAGAAAGACCAGUUAAGAAAAGAAAAAUGCAAAACUGCAGUUUCCAAAAGAAGAAGCUAAAAUUAAUGGAAGCCAUGUUGGAAGAACAGAAGAAGUUGAGUAGAGCUAUGGAAGAAACCUGCAGGGAAGUGCGCAGGAUCCUGGAUCAGCAGAACAUCAUUCAAGUUCAAAGCUUACAGUUACAGGAGAGAAUGAUGAAUCUACUGGAGAAAAUGAUCUCCAAGUCUAAUGUGUAGUUUCCUUUGUGAAUGCCUCUGAGAUUACUAUUGCAAUUAUAGAUAACCAUUUAUUGCACACCAUAUGUGUGUCUGUUGCCCUAUUCCCAGGUUUUCCAUGGAAAUUAAAACCCUAGUAUAAUCCUAGUUCAGCAAAGAAAACAUAAUGCAGGGUGAGAGCUAUCCAGUAUAAUAAAAUUAGUGCAAUAUAUGCCUAAGUUGAAUUAUUUUUAUACAGAAAGGUUAAGGGAUAAAUAGCUCGGGGAACUGAAGUACUAUUUAUGCCUAAGUCAGGUAUUGUUUUGCAACAGUGGUGUUGUAUAUUGCUUCACAUCAAGGACUGCAGCUUAAUCUGUUUUAGGAAAAUGAAAUACUGCAUUUCUAAACAUGGUUAUUGCACCUUGACUUUGCUGGUGAUUAAACCCUGUUUUGAAAUAUA